Molecule: messenger RNA, 1042 nt
Organism: Trichoderma virens Gv29-8
Lineage: Eukaryota; Fungi; Ascomycota; Sordariomycetes; Hypocreales; Hypocreaceae
Exons: 1
Coding region: 1-999 (332 amino acids)
Biological process (GO): protein dephosphorylation
Molecular function (GO): protein serine/threonine phosphatase activity
Source: RefSeq, a predicted model, not a curated record
AUGCUGACACUCAUAUACAGCGGUUGGGCGACAUCAAAAGUCCUGAAAGAUGCACUAAUUCCGUACGUCUCGUCAUCUCUGGGGAAGGUAGUACAUACCAGCUCGAGGGAUGUUGUCGAUGCCGCUAUCAGAAAAGCUUUUACAAAUCUUGAUGAUCGCAUAAUGGCGGAUGCCCAGAAGGGUGCUAAGGGAGACUGUGAACCAGGAUCUGCCGAAGCCAUUGCCGCUCUAGCUCCUGCUUUCGCAGGGUCGUGCGCCCUGCUUACCAUUUAUGAGCCCAAAUCAUCGACCCUGCGAACAGCUGUGACUGGAGACUCGCGCGCUGUUUUAGGAUCUUGGUCUAUUGAUAGUCACACAUUUGCGGCCCAUGCACUGAGCAAGGACCAGACCGGAUUUAAUGAGGAAGAGGUAAAGAGGCUAAAUGCUGAGCACCCUGGUGAAGGCGGUGACAUUCUUAGUCCUGAGACUGGAAGACUUAUGGGAAUUGCCAUCACAAGAGGAUUUGGUGAUCAUCGAUGGAAAUGGACGAACGAGUUCAUCAAACAUCUGCAAUCCAAUUUUUACGGCAGUGCCCCGCGUCCCAAAUCCAAAACACCCCCCUAUAUGACUGCUGCACCAGAGGUAACUACCAAGAAAGUGGAGUCGUCGGACUUUGUGAUUCUUGCCUCUGAUGGUUUAUGGGAUGUGAUGUCCAACGAUGACGCGGUGACUUGUGUGUCCCGAUGGCUGGCAGCCCGUCGCAAGGGGAAACCAGAGAGUGUGGAGGACACCAAAUUCACCUCAUAUGCGAUAGAUGAUGAGGGAUUCCCGAGUUAUAAAGCCACUCCUGAAUUCUUCGCUAUAGAAGACUUGGAUAAUGCGGCUGUAUGUUUGGUUAAGAACGCGCUUGGUGGGAGACGAAGGGGGCUAUUUUGCGGAGCCAUGACUGUGACCACUCCUACCAGCCGAUAUAUGAGAGAUGAUAUAACGGUGCAAGUUAUUUUCUUUAAAGAUCCUUGAGAAGGGAAUUAUCUUAGCAAAUUGAAAGCACAUAUUUCUUGAG